UAAUAAGGAUAGAAGAGAGUUAGAAGGAAAGAAGAAAAGAUGAGGUUCCGAUGCGAUGCCAAACUACCUCUCAUUGGAUUCGGUACAGCUGCAUACCCAUACAAUGGAGAGAGAAUAGAACAAGCAAUUGCAACAGCUCUAGAGCUGGGUUACAGGCAUUUCGACACGGCCAAGAUCUACGGUUCAGAGACCGCCGUGGGGAGAGCUUUAACGGAUGCGAUUGGUGGAGGAAAGGUGGAGCGAGAGGACAUUUUCGUCACUUCUAAGCUUUGGGGGAGCGAUCACCGUGAGCCUGUAACUGCAUUGAGACAAUCUCUCAAGAAUUUAGGAAUGGAGUAUCUGGACCUGUACCUGAUCCACUGGCCAGCAAGAUUCAAGACGUGGGCCAGCUAUCCUGUGCCGACUGAGGACGACUUUGAUGGCCUGGACAUGGAGUCGACAUGGGCCGGGUUGGAAAGAUGCGUGGAUUUAGGUUUGUGCAAGUGCAUUGGCGUCAGCAACUUCUCUUGCACCAAGGUUGAUAGACUCUUGCAACAUGCGUCCAUCCCUCCUGCUGUUAACCAGGUGGAGAUGCAUCCCUUGUGGAGACAGAAGAAGCUUAGAGAGUUCUGUGAAGAGAGGAAGAUUCAAGUGAGUGCUUAUUCACCACUUGGUGGGCCAGGGAAUUCCUGGGGAUCAACGGGUGUGGUGGAGAACCCCAUCAUCAAGUCCAUUGCUCUUAAGCACAGUGCCACUCCAGCUCAGGUUGCACUGAGGUGGGGAUUGGAGAAAGGAGCGAACGUGAUCACGAAGUCCUUCAAUCGCGAGAGGAUGAAAGAAAACAUGGGAGCAUUAGGGCUGAGGUUGGAUGAGGAGGAUGUGAUGGAGAUUGAUAGAUUGGAGGAGUGGAAGCUCAUGAGAGGAGAGUUUCUUGUAAAUCAAACUACAAGCCCUUACAAGACAAUUCAAGAGCUUUGGGAUGGAGAGAUUUGA
Molecule: messenger RNA, 972 nt
Organism: Magnolia sinica
Lineage: Eukaryota; Viridiplantae; Streptophyta; Magnoliopsida; Magnoliales; Magnoliaceae
Product: methylecgonone reductase
Exons: 5
Coding region: 40-972 (310 amino acids)
Cellular component (GO): cytosol
Molecular function (GO): aldose reductase (NADPH) activity
Source: RefSeq, a predicted model, not a curated record